AUGAGCCAGAGGAGCGAGACCCCUGCUUUCGGCAGAUAUCUUUCUUGCGAUGCGGCUGCUGCCACCAUCCUGAGAGAGGACGGGCAGGAGUCCUGUGCCCUGACUCCGGGGCCCAGCCCGCUGGCCCUCAAGUUCCUGCCCAGCAAGCCGGGUGCCCGGCCCCAGCCCGAGGGUGCCAGCUGGGAUGCGGGGCCGGGUGGGACCCCCUCAGCCUGGGCAGACCCAGCGGAGGGUGGCCCAAGCCCAGCACUCCUCCCCGAGGGCCUGCGCCCCCAGGCUCGGCCCCCCGAGGCUCCUCUCCCGGCCACCCUGGAGCCCCGGAUUGUGAUGGGCGAGGAGACGUGCCAGGCCCUUCCGUGGCCCAGGGCAGCCCGGCCGGUGCUCAGGGACCAGGAGGGUGGGCACGUAAGCCCGAGCCCACCCCCCGAGUUGUAUUCUCAGGGCGAGCCUUCUGUGCCUUCCCCUCCCCCAGACCUUGACUCCUACUUCACGCCUCCCUCCAGCCCCCCCAAGACCACCUACGCCCUGGCCCCUGGCCGAGGGCCCCCCAGGGACGCCUGGGACCCGGAGGUUGAGCUGCUGGAUGAGCUGCUGGACUCGCCCCCCGCCUCACCCUCGGGCUCCUACAUCACGGCUGACGGGGACAGCUGGGCCUCGUCACCCUCCUGCUCGCUCGGCCUGCUGGCCCCAGCUGAAGGGCUGGACUUCCCCUCGGGCUGGGGCUUGUCUCCCCCGGGGUCCGUCGCAGAUGAGCAAGAGCUGCGCCCCGCUGGGCCCCUGGGGGCCCCGUCCCCUGAGUCCAGCUUCUCUGCAGACAGCAGCUCCUCCUGGGGCCAGGAGGGCCACUUCUUUGACCUGGACUUCCUGGCCAAUGACCCGAUGAUUCCUGCAGCCCUCCUGCCCUUCCGGGGCAGCCUCAUCUUCCAGGUGGAGGCAGUGGAGGUGACGCCUCGGCCCCCAGAAGAGGAAGAGGAGGAGGAGGAGGCAGCCUCGGGCUCUGGCCCAGAGGGGGACCUGGCCGGGGAGAGUGAGGAGGACAGCACGUCGGCCUCCUUCCUGCAGUCGCUGUCCGACCUGUCCAUCACGGAGGGCAUGGACGAGGCCUUCGCCUUCCGGGACGACACCUCGGCGGCCUCCUCCGACUCGGACUCGGCCUCCUACGCGGGGGCAGACGACGAGAGGCUGUACAGCGGGGAGCCCCAUGCCCAGCCCACGCUGCUUCAGGACAGCGUCCAGAAGACGGAGGAGCGUGCUGCUGGGGCCGCGGGGCCGCAGGUUCAGGUCUCGGAAGGAAGAGGAGAGGCUCCGCUCGCCCAAAGCCCGAACUCGACGGCGGACAUAGCGGAGGAGGGCCCUGCUUCAGGCCAGGAGCCCGCUGCCACUGUGACCCCUCCCACUGUGCAGGCAGCCCCAGGCCCCCGGGUGGAGGCUGCUACCGACAUGACCCCUCAGGCCGGGGAGAAGGAAGCUGGACAGGCGCCUGCGGCAGGGGCAGCGCCUCCGUCCUCCCCAGGGGGCACACUCCAUGUUCUAGGCAAGGAGCCUGUCGCUGCAGAAAUGCCUCCAACUCUGCAGGAGGAAGCAAGCCUCACGCUGCAUCCAGACUCGCCUCAGAACUCAAAGGAAGAAGCAGGGCCACACCUCCCCUCAGGCCCGAAGCCUGUGGCUGCAGGCACCCCGGUGCCCCAGCAGGCUGAAGACAGUCUCGCUUUGCCCCAGGACCCUGCUAUGACAGCGCCUCUGUCCCUGCAAGUCACAAGCCCCUCCCCAGGCCGGGAGCCCGUGGUGGCUGCGGCCCCCUCUCAGGCCCUGCAGACAGAAGAAGCAGGCUGCGCCCCAGGGACUGAGCCCGUGGCCUCCACGGCCCAGCAGGAAGUAGGUGUGGCCUUAGGACUGAGGCCAGCACCCGAGGAGAGGGAUGUAGUGCUCCCUGGAGCCCCAGAGCCUCCCGCUUUGGACCAGGUUCAGCAGGAUGACCAAGAGCCAGCAGUAGACGCUGGGACGCCUCGGGCUUCCCAGGAAGAUGCAGGCCCCACCGUAGGCAUGGAGGCUUCUGAUCUUCCAGAGUCUGCCUCUGGUUCCAGGGAGGAAGGAGCCGCCGAGGGCCUUUCUGUGCCCAAGAGGGAAGCUUGUCUGGAAGCCCAAGGGCACACAGGUGAUGGGACUGAGCCCCACUCACCCGCAAAGGAGGCGCUGGGGGCUGAGAACCAGAGGGGAGGAGGCCUGGAGCCACCAGCACAGGGACAUGGACCCGGGUCAGCACCCCAAGGUGCAGGGGAGAUUCCCCAGAGGCAACCUGCUUCCUGCCCCAGGGCUGGCCGGGCAUCACCCCUGAGCCCAGCCAAGGAGGGAGGGGGCCCGAGCAGUGAGGUCAUCCUGGGGCCCAGGCUUCCCACGACAGUCGCUGCAGAGGCCUGCCCGGGCUCCUGCCCUGGAGAGCCUGCACCACCCGCCCAGUGGCUGGAUCCUGUGCUGAGCCUGGGCGGGGCUGAGCAGCUCCAGGUGGCACCCCGUGUGCUCGGCCCCUCCUUGCCACUGCCCCCAGAAAACCCUGCUCCGGCCCUGCCCAGCACACUCCAGGACAAGCCCCUGGGCCCUGACUCCUCUACCCCUGGUGUUCUUGCUGGGGCAGCCCCGCUCCUGCAGGAGUUCCCCGGCCUCUGCCUGUGCCAGGGUCCCUGGGAAGACCCCGUGCGGGACAAAGAGCCACAAGGCGCUCCGGGCCUCCCGCUGCCCCAGGCAGGAGCCCAGCCAGCCGCUGCCAUCUCAGGAACCACGCAGCCGCCAGGGGCUGGGCAGCAGGUCGGCCUCUCGCCCCACUCGCCCCUCCUCAGCCCCAAGGCAGUCCCCAGGGAUGCCAAAGACCUGGCCUUGCGGAUCUCUCUCCCCUGCCAAGUGCCUCCUCACUCUGGCCCUCGAAGCCCAGCCGGCCCUCAAGGGCUCCCAGCCCCGGAGCAGCCAGAGGACGAGGACAGCCUGGAGGAAGACUCACCGCGGGCCCCGGGCUCCGGCCACCACUCAGACAGCCACGGGGAGUCGUCGGCCGAGCUGGACGAGCAGGACAGCUCGGCUCCUCAGACCGCGCAGUGCCCAGCCCAGGCCCUGACAAGCGGCAGCGAGGAGACCAUCGCCAAAGCCAAGCAGAGUCGCAGCGAGAAAAAGGCCCGAAAGGCAAUGUCAAAGCUGGGCUUGCGGCAGAUUCAGGGAGUCACCAGGAUCACCAUCCAGAAGUCCAAGAACAUCCUCUUUGUCAUCGCCAAGCCUGAUGUCUUCAAGAGCCCAGCCUCAGACACUUAUGUGGUCUUUGGUGAGGCCAAGAUUGAGGACUUGUCCCAGCAAGUGCAUAAGGCUGCAGCCGAGAAGUUCAAGGUGCCCUCAGAGCCCUCGGUCCUUGUCCCCGAGUCAGCACCCAGGCCCCGGGCCAGGUUGGAGUGUGAGGAGGAGGAAGAGGAGGAGGAGGAGGUGGAUGAGGCAGGGCUGGAGCUGCGUGACAUCGAGCUGGUGAUGGCCCAGGCCAACGUGUCCAGGGCCAAGGCCGUGCGGGCCCUGAGAGAGAACCACAGCGACAUCGUCAACGCCAUCAUGGAACUGACCAUGUAGCCACUGACUGGAAGCUGGGUCCAUCCUGCCCUCCCCCUAGCUCUGCUGCUCAAUAAAUCUGUGUCCACCAUCA
Messenger RNA from Carlito syrichta (Philippine tarsier), 3673 nucleotides. It is a transcript of the gene NACAD, whose product is annotated as NAC alpha domain containing. The coding region runs from base 1 to 3600 and encodes 1199 amino acids. Lineage: Eukaryota; Metazoa; Chordata; Mammalia; Primates; Tarsiidae. Gene Ontology annotation, cellular component: nascent polypeptide-associated complex; cytoplasm. The record is from RefSeq and is a predicted model, not a curated record. Gene Ontology annotation, biological process: protein targeting to membrane. The transcript has 8 exons.